GAAUCUCCCAACAAAGAUACAUAAGCAGUGACAAAAGCCGUCCACGUUGCUCUCUCCGCUAGGUUGAUGGAUGGAUGUCAAAUUCAUCCAACUUUUUCGUAGAAGAAGCGCUGAUGAGGAGGACCCAUCUUCUGAAGACCUUUCGAGAUUAUCGUACUGAAGACCAAGACUUUCGGUGGAUUUUUACUCCUGAGCUUCAUAGAAGAACCAAUCAUUCACGUUCUCUUGGAAGUUGAAAUCCUUGGAGUUUGUCUCUAUUUAAGGACGGAAGGGCGGCCUGUAAUUUGGGUUGUUCUCUUCGUAAGAGGCAGAGACAGCAAUGGGCGGAUUCUCACGGACGAAUGGCUUGGGAAGUGAGAGAGCUCCUCUCCUGGACACACAAGGGCGAAGGAGCAAUAAUGCCUCAGAAGCUGGUCAACUAACGGACCUUGAGCAUGGAGAUGCAGUACCGGCUGCAAAUGUGGGUUUUUGCAGAGUGCUAUCACUUGCAAAACCUGAUGCAGGCAAAUUGAUUAUUGCUACCAUUGCUCUGUUGAUAGCAUCCACUUCAAGUUUACUGAUUCCAAAAUUUGGUGGGAAAAUUAUUGACAUUGUGUCAAGGGAUAUCCAAACACCAGAGCAAAAGGCUGAAGCAUUAGAUGCGGUCAAGAGCACCAUAAUUGGCAUUUUUUUGAUUGUCAUAAUUGGCUCAGUUUCCACAGCACUUCGGGCAUGGUUAUUUUCUUCUGCUAGUGAAAGAGUUGUUGCUCGGUUGAGAAAGAACUUGUUCAAUCAUCUCAUCCACCAAGAAAUAGCAUUUUUUGAUGUUACCCGCACAGGGGAACUGUUAAGUAGGCUAUCUGAAGACACGCAGAUUAUAAAAAAUGCAGCGACUACCAACCUCUCCGAGGCUUUAAAGAAUGUUUCUACCAUGUUUAUUGGUCUUGGUUUCAUGUUUUCUACAUCAUGGAAGUUGACAUUGUUGGCUUUGGUUGUUGUCCCGGCCAUUUCCAUUGCUGUCCGCAAAUUUGGGCGUUUUCUUCGUGACCUUUCUCACAAGACACAAGCUGCAGCUGCUGUUGCUUCCUCAAUUGCUGAGGAAACUUUUGGUGGCAUACGCACAAUAAGAUCUUUUGCUCAGGAGGGGUAUGAGAUUUCCCGCUAUUCUGAGAAAGUUGACGAGACACUAAAGCUCGGGCUUAAACAGGCUAAAGUAGUUGGAUUGUUCUUUGGAGGUCUAAAUGCAGCAUCAACACUGUCAGUUAUCACAGUGGUGAUCUAUGGAGCUAAUCUGACAAUCACAGGAUCUAUGACUCCAGGAUCUCUAACAUCAUUCAUUCUUUAUAGUCUUACUGUUGGAUCAUCUGUAUCUGGAUUAUCUGGACUAUAUACGGUAGCAAUGAAAGCUGCUGGAGCUAGUAGGCGGGUUUUCCAGCUUCUGGAUCGUGUCCCAUCUAUGCCUAAAUCAGGAAAUGAAUGUCCUUUGGGUGAUCAAGAUGCAGAACUGGUAUUAGAUGAUAUCUGGUUUGCCUAUCCUUCCCGUCCGAGCAAUAUGGUGCUCAAAGGAAUAUCAUUGAAACUGGAGCCUGGAUCAAAGGUUGCCCUGGUUGGUCCAAGUGGUGGUGGAAAGACCACAAUAGCUAACCUCAUUGAAAGGUUCUAUGAUCCCAUCAAGGGAAAGAUAUUGCUAAAUGGGGUCCCUUUAGUAGCUAUAUCUCAUGAACAUCUUCAUAGAAAGAUUAGCAUAGUGAGCCAGGAGCCUGUUCUUUUCAACUGUUCCAUAGAGGAGAACAUUGCCUACGGGUUGGAUGGCAAAGCCAGUAGUGAUGAUGUAGAAAAUGCAGCGAAAAUGGCUAAUGCUCAUGAAUUCAUUUCUAAAUUCCCGGACAAAUACCAAACCCAUGUGGGAGAGCGUGGGGUAAGGCUUUCAGGAGGUCAGAAGCAGAGAAUCGCAAUAGCAAGAGCUCUCCUGAUGAACCCAAAAAUCCUUCUGUUAGAUGAAGCCACAAGUGCUUUGGAUGCUGAAAGCGAAUACCUAGUCCAGGAUGCCAUGGAUUCUCUUAUGAAGGGCAGGACUGUCCUAGUCAUAGCUCACAGACUCUCAACUGUCAAAAGUGCAAACGUUGUAGCAGUUGUUUCUGAUGGUCAGGUAGUUGAAUGUGGAACUCAUGAGGAGCUCCUCAGCAAGGAUGGCACCUACGCUGCUUUAGUGAGGAGACAAUUACAAGGGCCGAGAAAUGAAACCUAGAGUCGCAUGGUGAACUGGUAGAAAACAUCAGAUCUGGUGUGAAAUUUCUACCAGCAGUUCAUGGACGUAAGAAUUCUACUCUGAUUAGUGACUCACACAAAUCCCAUUUAUCUCGUGCUUAUGUAUGCUGAAAAUUGUUUAUAUGCUUGGCCGGUAUUUGCUCUUUCGACCAAGUCUACAAUAUUAGAAAAAUGUUUAUGUUCUGGGCAAUCAUUCUGUUAGACCUCAGUUCUUGACAUUAAUUGACUAUUGGAUAGACUAUAGGGCAUAUUAGAAAGCUUCUGCAUCUUUUUUUUGGGUUGUAUUUUAUGUUACUAUUUGCCAAAAAUGAUGUGUGAGGGGGCAAAGAUCAAAUCCAUAAACAUGAAUGGGAAAAACACGUCAUUUUCAUACUUGGGCAAAUAUAUACAUGCACGUCUUAAUCUGCAACAUACCGUGUCCGGUAUUGCCACCAAACCCCGAAGAUGUAUGAGAUUGCUUUUGUGACUGGAAGAUUACAGGUUCAAAUAAUGGAAAUAGUCUACUAGUGAAAUGAGAAUGAGAUUGUAUACAAAAAUAACCCUUCAAAAAGUGGGAGCUUUAUGCCCCAGGGGCACAUUUAGACAUAAAAAGGCUUGGAAGUUGUAUAACGUUAUACAAGAGUCGUUCUAGUAAUUAUCAUUUCAACAUUCUAACCCAACUCUAUGCUAGAAGCCUGCACCCUCCAGUAAGUAGUAUGAAAGGGAGGUGAAUAGUUUCAAUCUAUCACCUGUCUCGAUUUUCAACUGCACGUAAGAAGUAUGUCCAAAUGCAGGAUAACCAUCCAGAAUCCUCAACCAAGCCCAUUGUUACCAUAACGUACAUUGGUCUUUACUCUUUAAUCCUCCAUCUUUCAGCAUUGAAACUGCUAAGCAGUGACCAAUUUGGACUUGGCAUCAUUGGCUUGUGAAGAACUCGAAAAUUAUGCAACAGAAAUUGAUUCUAGUAUACAGCUCCGCAUGGCUCCUAUCAGAACUUGCACCUGGUGCUGCAACACAUUACGGCAAAGUAAUUCUAAAACAUACAAGAAACUGGGGGAAACUGAACAAGAGAAAGAAACACAAAACAAGUUGAGACAUCACCAUCCAAAAUCAAACCCUGCAGCCUUGGAGUAACAAUAAGAACCCAAGGAAUCAGAGAACGGAAAUGCAUCACAUAUGUACAUAUAUUGGCGAUAAUUGAGUGACAAGAAGCUGUCCUUUUAGGGGUCUGAGCUGAACCAUUACCAUAUUGGCCUACCAAGCUGAUAUGUUUUGAUCAAUAGAAAUAUAUACCAAUCAUGUUUGGACUUGAAUUGAGCCCAAAAGCAGUCCUCAGAGGAAUUACAUCAGAUAUAAUGGGCACCAAAUCACACAGGUCUUAGAGGAAUUACAUAAUCCAAAACAUUUAUAAGCAUGAGGUAAGAACUAUCAGGCGUGCCCCCCCCCCCCC
Diospyros lotus (date-plum) is the source of this 3676-nucleotide messenger RNA. RefSeq names its product ABC transporter B family member 25-like. NCBI's taxonomy places the organism in Eukaryota, Viridiplantae, Streptophyta, Magnoliopsida, Ericales, Ebenaceae. Bases 320 to 2227 code for a protein of 635 amino acids. Gene Ontology annotation, cellular component: membrane. The record is from RefSeq and is a predicted model, not a curated record. Gene Ontology annotation, molecular function: ABC-type oligopeptide transporter activity; ATP hydrolysis activity; ATP binding. Gene Ontology annotation, biological process: transmembrane transport. The transcript is spliced from 18 exons.